AUGAUGUUCACUUGUACGUUCCUGCUGAUUUCGCUGCCAGUCGUUAGACCAGAUGCAUCUGAAAAACAACUCUUGAGAGACCUGUUUCGCACCUAUUAUCGUUUAGAGCGACCAGUGGCGGAAACGUCAGAAGCCGUGAUCGUCACGUUGAGUGUUCGGUUACGUCAGAUCGUAGACGUGAAGUGGAAAGACAGAAACAUGAAAUGGACUCCGUCUGAGUAUGGUGGAAUUCGAGACAUCAGUAUUCCAGCUGAAAAAAUUUGGAAACCGGACAUUCUCCUGUACAACAAUGUCGAUCAGAAAUUUGAUUCAGCGAACGCCGUAAACGCUGUCAUUAAUUUUGAAGGCGAAGUUACCUGGGUAUCACCAGGUAUAUUUCGCAGCAGCUGUGCGAUGGACAUGACUUUAUUUCCGUUCGACGAACAGACAUGCAAAUUGAAGGUGAGCAGCACAGUCGACUAUACCGAUGAUGCGGAUGUGAUCUUUCAGUUUGGAUCUUGGACACAUAACGCUUGGAAAAUCAACCUGCAGGCUGACCCUGUGGGCUUAGACGCGUCAGAAUUUCUUGAAAACGGCGAGUGGAUUUUAUUAUUAGACCGGGACGUGAAACGAGACGAGAAGUUUUACGAGUGUUGCCCUCAGCCGUACCCAACUUUGGAGUUUUACGUGCACAUAAAGAGGAAGACGCUUUACUACGGAUUCAACAUAAUCAUUCCAACGACGAUCAUCCUCAUUUUGAUGGUGAUUGCUUUCAUACUACCACCGGAGGAGGGUGAAAAGAUGUCACUGUCGAUGACUGACCUUCUGUCCAUUUCUUUCUUGUUUGGCAUAUUGAACGAAACCGUGCCUCCUAUGCCAGACAACUUGCCGAUCCUCGGUGUGUUCUACUCUUUGUGUCAGGCGAUUCUGUGUAUGUCCGUCAUGUUCAACGUAUUCGUGCUGAACAUCUACCGUCGUAAUCCAAAAAUGCAGCGGAUGCCCAAAGUGGUGAGGCUACUGCUGCUGACGUGGAUCCCAUGGGCUCUGAUAAUGGAACGACCGAAGUAUGCAUUCUGUAUACGGAGGUGUGGUAAAAGGCAUGUUUUUCCAUCUGUCCUCACACGAAUAGUACAAAAGUGUGUGAGCAACGACGGAGCCUACUUACAAGAAAAAACGAACCUGGUCACAAAACAACUCCUGUCGACAGACAGAAACCAAAUCAAUCUCAUAGAGCCGAUUUCCAAGGAUAUUUUGAUGGACAAGCUGAAGAUCAUUUUACUGAACUUGUCGUUCCUAAAUAAAUUAAUUACUGACUCUGAAGAAGUGAACGAAGCGCUCAGCGACUGGUUCUUUGCUGCAAGAGCGAUGGACAGAUUGUGCUUAGCUAUCUUUAUAGUGAAUAUAUUGGUAUCGAUGUACGUGCUGACCAGCAGUACGUUUUACAUUUGA
Molecule: messenger RNA, 1428 nt
Organism: Soboliphyme baturini
Lineage: Eukaryota; Metazoa; Nematoda; Enoplea; Dioctophymatida; Soboliphymatidae
Source: the annotation of a GenBank genome assembly